AUGGGUGAGAAGCCUUAUUCUUGUAAUAUAUGUAAUAAGAGUUUUUCACGAACAAUUCAACUGACUAGGCACAGCUAUGGUCAUACAGGUGAAAAGCUUUAUUCAUGUACUAUAUGUAAUAAAAGAUUUUCAGAUAAAUUUAAUUUGGCUCAACAUGGUCGUCUUCAUACUGAUGAGAAACCUUAUUCUUGUAGUAUAUGUGAUAAGAGUUUUUUUCGAAGAGGUCAUUUGACUCAACAUAGUCGUGUUCAUACUGGUGAGAAGCCUUAUUCUUGUAGUAUAUGUUAUAAGAGAUUUUCAGUAAAAAGUAAUUUGAAUCAACAUAGUCGUGUUCAUACAAGUGAGAAGCCUUUUUCUUGUAGUAUAUGUUAUGCGUCAUUUUCAUUCAAAUUUAAUUUGACUCAACAUAGUCGUGUUCAUACUGGAGGUGGUCUACCUUAA
Molecule: messenger RNA, 441 nt
Organism: Parasteatoda tepidariorum (common house spider)
Lineage: Eukaryota; Metazoa; Arthropoda; Arachnida; Araneae; Theridiidae
Source: RefSeq, a predicted model, not a curated record